UAUGGCGUCAAAGACGGAAGGGUUGAUGCAGACGCUUGCUGCCACACUAGGGUCUACUGAGAGUCCUCUGCGUUUUAUACUCUCGCAAUUGCUCGGUUACCCCCUAGCUGUUCUAUACCGGCGAGUAGUCUACGGCCAAACAGCUACAACACAACACAUAUUCUUCAUCCUCACAGGUCUAUGGAUUGCUUGUUUUAACUUUGGUUUCCAUGCGAUACACACCGUCCUGAAUGUACUUGGAGUUUACAUUAUACUACAGACAUGUGCUGGUACCAGGCUGUCGCUGUGGCUGGCCAUUAUAUUCAACAACGUAUACCUUGUGUUGGGCUAUUACAUACUAGACAACUAUGAAGAUAUUUGCUGGACCACACCCCACUGCGUCUUGACCCUGAAACUGACCGGUCUGGCGUUUGACCUGUAUGACUCGCAGAAGAAGGAGGAGAAGCUGUCAGCAGAACAGAAAGCUACCGUCCUAAAGGAGCCGCCAUCGUUACUGGCUAUGCUGGGUCACGCAUUCUUCUUUGGGGGAUACCUGGCUGGACCUCAGUUUAGUAUGAAGCGUUACCUGUCAUUUACAAGUGGAACUCUCCAAGAAAAGCCCUCGAAGGACCCUCCGGCCAGUGUUAUACCGGGACUUAAGAGACUAGGUCUGGGCAUCGUGUACAUUGCCUCCUACCAUAUAGGAGGACUCGUCUUUUCUACGGAGUCCUACAGAGACGAUUCAUUCCAGGAUUUAAGUUGGGUAUCAAAGUUUUUCUAUAUAACACUGUGGGGUAGAGUUAUCCUCAACAAAUACAUCGGAAGCUGGCUCAUCGCCGAGGGAACGUGUAUAUUGGUGGGCGUGUCCUACAACGGAAAGGACAUCAAUGGUAACAUUGAGUGGAAUGGUGUGUGUAAUGUACAACUCCGGAAGCUGGAGGAAGGUUAUCGACUCCGAGACUAUAUACAGUCCUUCAACUACAACACAAACCAGUGGAUGGCAAAAUAUGUUUUUAAAAGACUACGGUUCCUGGGAAACAAAUUUCUGUCACAGGCCGUCACCCUGUUUUACCUGGCCAUGUGGCAUGGGACGAGAUCAGGAUAUUAUAUGAACUUCGCAUUAGAGUUUAUAAUGAUGAAUUGUGAAAACCAGGUGAUGGCGUUAACACCGAGGAUUCCAGCGCUGGAGAAGUUUAACAGCUCACCUAUAUUACAACCUGUGCUGUAUAUACUCAAAAAGCUCAUCACAACAUUCUGUAUGGGAUAUGCCCUGCUUAGUUUUGUACUUUUAAAUUUCAAUGAUUAUACAAAAGUUUACAGUCAGCUGUAUUUUAUUGGUCAUGUGUUUUUCCUUGGCUGGCCGCUCCUACAUUUCAUUAUAAGAUCAAUGUUUGUCAGAAACAAGUCGUCGUCAAAUGGACAUUUGUCGGAGAAAAAAGAUUCCACUGUGGAAAAGCCUAAGGAGGAAUAGAGACACAGGGAUGGAGAAAUUUUAAGAGUUGACAACUUACAGUAAAGAGUGUCAAUAUAAUGUUAAAUUAUUAUUGUAAAUGCUAUAUUUUAUGUAAAAUUAAAACAGUCUCUCGUAAGGAGAUCAAAUGUAACCAUUUACUGUUGGUAUAUCACAUUGUUGUCGACUCGUCAGAGUCAUUAAGUCAAAUGACUUUUUGGUCAUCUUGGUAUGGUGAGACUCGUAACCUGCUCAAAUCUUGAAAAAUGCACGAAUCACAACUUCUUAUUCAUUUUCUUUGAUCAGAAUUUACAAAAAGUAAAAAUCAAUUUUAGUAAGCUUGAUUAGUCAUCAAAAGCAUAGAGUGUCAUACAAAAAGGAACAUGUUGAUGAUACUGUUGUACUUUGAGGUUGAUAACAAGGUCAUGUUGAUGAUACUGUUGUACUUUGAGGUUGAUAACAAGGUCAUGUUGAUGAUACUGAUGUACUUUGAGGUUGAUAACAAGGUCAUGUUGAUGAUACUGUUGUACUUUGAGGUUGAUAACAAGGUCAUGUUGAUGAUACUGUUGUACUUUGAGGUUGAUAACAAGGUCAUGUUGAUGAUACUGUUGUACUUUGAGGUUGAUAACAAGGUCAUGUUGAUGAUACUGUUGUACUUUGAGGUUGAUAACAAGGUCAUGUUGAUGUGACUGAUGUACUUUGAGGUUGAUAACAAGGUCAUGUUGAUGAUACUGUUGUACUUUGAGGUUGAUAACAAGGUCAUGUUGAUGAUACUGUUGUACUUUGAGGUUGAUAACAAGGUCAUGUUGGUGUGACUGAUGUACUUUGAGGUUGAUAACAAGGUCGUUUUGUUUAUUGACCAAUAUAAAACAUUUUUGACCUUUGAAGGGCUCUGACCUUUAUAUUCCUGCAGGAUAGCUACAGUGUUGUCUGUUGAAGUUUUUGUCUGGCUAUUCAAGACUUUAUCAGACUUUGUAUAAAGUUUAUCAAGUCUCACAAUUUCACCUUGGUGACAUAUUGUAGAUAUGCUUAUUUCAGUAAAUUUCAAAUUUUAAUGUAUAAUCAGACUUCAGAAAAUUGUCCAAUUUUAGUAUGAUAUAAAAAUUUCAGCACAUCAGAUUUUAUCAUAUAAUCAAAUUUCAAGAACAUCAAUGAUUGAUAUAUGUCACAGGAAUUACUCUAUCUCAAAUUUUUAAUUAGCGUAACAUGCUAAAAUUAAUAUGUAAACCGGUAAAAAUGCAAAAAUACAAUACAGUGACUUAUUGAGGAUCAAAGGUCAGGAGAUAGGGUCACUGAUUUAGUACUGAAGAUAUAAUAACUCAUAUUUUAUUUGUAAGGAUCAUUUUACUUAACUGCCAUAUAUACAGAUAUAGAGAAGCUACAGAGAAUAUGGUUGGACUGUUAAUUGUUUAUUUAUCAGAAUGAUAUUAAUGGAUCUCGUUAAUCUAUUAAUCAGGUGAUAAACAGCAUGGAUUGUUCAAAUUUUAAAUAACCUUCAUUUCAAAGUCAGCUCAAGUCUUGAUCUUGAAUACUACUUGGAAGCUCUACCAAUCCAUUAGAGAAAUUCUCCCUAGCCAAGUAGGACGUAGUUAAUAUGUUACCAGGGUAACUCCGACACUCUACUGAUCGAGUUAUAGAGAAAUUCUCCCUAGCCGAGUAGGACGUAGUUAAUAUGUUACCAGGGUAACUCCGACACUCUACUGAUCGAGUUAUAGAGAAAUUCUCCCUAGCCGAGUAGGACGUAGUUAAUAUGUUACCAGGGUAACUCCGACACUCUACUGAUCGAGUUAUAGAGAAAUUCUCCCUAGCCGAGUAGGACGUAGUUAAUAUGUUACCAGGGUAACUCCGACACUCUACUGAUCGAGGUAUAGAGAAAUUCUCCCUAGCCGAGUAGGACGUAGUUAAUAUGUUACCAGGGUAACUCCGACACUCUACUGAUCGAGGUAUAGAGAAAUUCUCCCUAGCCGAGUAGGACGUAGUUAAUAUGUUACCAGGGUAACUCCGACACUCUACUGAUCGAGUUAUAGAGAAAUUCUCCCUAGCCGAGUAGGACGUAGUUAAUAUGUUACCAGGGUAACUCCGACACUCUACUGAUCGAGGUAUAGAGAAAUUCUCCCUAGCCGAGUAGGACGUAGUUAAUAUGUUGCCAGGGUAACUCCGACACUCUACUGAUCGAGUUAUAGAGAAAUUCUCCCUAGCCGAGUAGGACGUAGUUAAUAUGUUGCCAGGGUAACUCCGACACUCUACUGAUCGAGUUAUAGAGAAAUUCUCCCUAGCCGAGUAGGACGUAGUUAAUAUGUUGCCAGGGUAACUCCGACACUCUACUGAUCGAGUUAUAGAGAAAUUCUCCCUAGCCGAGUAGGACGUAGUUAAUAUGUUGCCAGGGUAACUCCGACACUCUACUGAUCGAGUUAUAGAGAAAUUCUCCCUAGCCGAGUAGGACGUAGUUAAUAUGUUGCCAGGGUAACUCCGACACUCUACUGAUCGAGUUAUAGAGAAAUUCUCCCUAGCCGAGUAGGACGUAGUUAAUAUGUUACCAGGGUAACUGGGGACAUUCUACUGAUUGAGUUAUAGAAAAUUUCUCCCUAGCCAAGUGACUGGUACAUUGUUUUUUGUAUUUUUACCAGGGUCAAUUCAAGUGUAAAAUGGACUCUACUCCAUGUGUUUUAUUUUGUAAACAAUAUUUCAUGUUCAGUUCUUGAUAACAGGUGGAUGGCCAAUGUUUUUUUUCUUUGAUUUUUACAAUGUUUGAAAUUAUUCAGAUUUUGUGCCGUGAGAUUUUGAUAAUUUCUUUGUCUGCACUGUUGUAUCAUUGUAGAUAUCAUGUUUUAUUAGUCUGAAUCAAAUCCAUAUUGGACCAAAUUCUUGUAAUUUAUGAGAGAAAUAUAGAUUCUCUAAGAAUUUUUAAUGAAGAAGAGAGCGGCUGUAUUGGUGUGUUUUAUAGAAUUCAGCCUUUAAUGUGUCUAUCUUUCUGUAUAACGGUGCCUUUCUCCUUAUCUGCCAUAUCUGGUGUGAAUUACAAUUUACAUAAUAACUAAAUAGGUUUGAUAAUCACUUAUCUUCCAUUCUCAAUGAAUCAGUCUUUCAAAGCGAAUACUGUUGGGCUCGAGAGUUCCAAAAACAAUUCCAAUGAGUUCAUGUUUUAGUUUGUUGUGUGUGGGUAAUGUUAACCAGAGUCAAUUUUGUCCUUCCAACUGACAUGACAACAAGAGCGUUCCUUUGUGACAUAUUGUACUCUCACUUUAUUUUUAUUGCAGAAACACAGAGUUAUCUCACUUCUAAUUCAUUUAAGCCUUUUUUAACCAAACAAUAUCUAAAAAUAUUUUGACAGGAAAUAUUAUUUUGUUAAUUAAGAUCAUUACACAGUAUAUCUGUCCAUUUAUGAGAUGUGCCAAACUUACAUUUUGGUAUCCUGCAUUUUUAGAACCAAAGCAAAAAAUCCUCAGUCAUGGACCUGAUUAAAAUUCAGAUAGAUGGAAAAGGACAUGCAUUGAGUACCUAGACAGGUAAAUUGGGACAUACAUACCUAGACAGGUAAAAUGGGACGUAUACUGUGACAGGUAAAAUAGGAAGUUUACCUAGACAGGUAAAAUGGAACGUAUACCUAGACAGGUAAAAUGGGACAUUUACCUAGACAGGUAAAAUUGGAUGUAUACCUUGACAGGUAAAAUGGGAUGUAUACCUAGACAGGUAAAAUGGGAAGUAUACAUGGACAGGUAAAAUGGGACGUGUACCUAGACAGGUAAAAUGGGACAUAUACCUAGACAGGUAAAAUGGGACAUAUACAUGGACAGGUAAAAUGGGACGUGUACCUAGACAGGUAAAAUGGGACGUAUACCUGGACAGGUAAAAUUGGAUGUAUACCUGGACAGGUAAAAUGGGACGUAUACCUAGACAGGUAAAAUGGGACGUAUACCUAGAAAGGUUAUAUGGGACGUAUACCUGGACAGGUAAAAUUGGAUGUAUACCUGGACAGGUAAAAUGGGACGUGUACCUAGACAGGUAAAAUGGGACGUAUACCUGGACAGGUAAAAUGGGAUGUAUACCUAGACAGGUAAAAUGGGAUGUAUACCUAGACAGGUAAAAUGGGACGUAUACCUAGACAGGUAAAAUGGGACGUAUACCUUGACAGGUAACAUUGGACAUGUACCUAGACAGGUAAAAUGGGACCUACAAAUGUAAAAUGGGACGUAUACCUGGACAGGUAAAAUGGGACAUAUACCUAGACAGGUAAAAUUGGAUGUAUACCUGGACAGGUAAAAUGGGACGUGUACCUAGACAGGUAAAAUGGGACGUGUACACAAUGUAUCUCACUCUGUGAUGGUCUGGUUACAUAUAAAUGUUUCUGACUAUUAAUUAGUAUUCACAAACAUUCCUCCAAAACUUUGUCCGAAAGACAUAUUCAGGAAAGACUAAGUCAUAUUCACUAUACUGUCAGGAUUGUUCUGGUCUAAUUCAUACAGAUUUUUCCCGAUUAAAUGAAUCCAUCUUUAAUUCAUAAAGAACUUGCCCCAUUGAAUCAAUCCAUCUUACAGAACUUUCCUGAUUAAAUUAAUCUUUUUCUACUUCAUAAAGAACUUUCCCAAUUAAAUGAAUCCAUCUCUAAUUUGUACAGAACUUUCCCAACUAAAUGAAUCCUUUUCUAAUUUGUACAGAACUGUUCCUAUUAUUUUUCUAAUUCAUAAUAACACUUUCCCGAUGAAAUAAAUUGAUCACCAAUUUGUACAGAACUUUUCCUAUUUUAUAAUUAACAAAUUAACAUGUACAUUUACCACUGUGAUUUCUUGCCAUUUAUAUGUGCUGUAUAACAUGAUUGUUAAAAGAUUCUACAUUAUUUCAAGGUGUAAUAGUUGUAUGUUUAUAUUGUACAAAACUCUUGACAGACCGCUUGGUAACUUAUAAUUAUUUCCAUAGUUCAUUUGGUGUUACAUGCAUGGAUCUAGUGUAAAUCUAGACUAAAUACCUUCAUAUAUUAUGUACCUAUUUAUACAGCUUGGUAGACUUGAGCAAUUAGAAUUAAGUGCCUUGCUCAAGACUUUUACAUUACUAACAUCAACGUAGAGGUAAUCAUGGGAUUUAUUGACUGAAAUGUUGACGUCAUUUACAUAGAGACGUGUAGUGAGGGGGUUAUUGACUGAAAUGUUGACAUGUCAUUUACGUAGAGACUUGUAGUGAGAGGGUUAUUGACUGAAAUGUUGAUGUCAUUUACACAGAGACUUGUAGUGAGGAAGUUAUUGACUGAAAUGUUGAUGUCAUUUACGUAGAGACUUGUAGUGAGGGGGUUAUUGACUGAAAUGUUGACAUGUCAUUUACGUAGAGACUUGUAGUGAGAGGGUUAUUGACUGAAAUGUUGAUGUCAUUUACGUAGAGACUUGUAGUGAGAGGGUUAUUGACUGAAAUGUUGAUGUCAUUUACAUAGAGACUUGUAGUGAGGGGGUUAUUGACUGAAAUGUUGACGUGUCAUUUACGUAGAGACUUGUAGUGAGGGGGUUAUUGACUGAAAUGUUGACGUGUCAUUUACGUAGAGACUUGUAGUGAGAGGGUUAUUGACUGAAAUGUUGACGUGUCAUUUAUGUAGAGACUUGUAGUGAGGGGGUUAUUGACUGAAAUGUUGACGUGUCAUUUAUGUAGAGACUUGUAGUGAGGGAUUUAUUGACUGAAAUGUUGACGUGUCAUUUAUGUAGAGACUGUAGUGAGGGGUUAUUGACUGAAAUGUUGACAUGUUAUUUAUGUAGAGACUUGUAGUGAGGGGGUUAUUGACUGAAAUGUUGACGUGUCAUUUACGUAGAGACUUGUAGUGAGGGAUUUAUUGACUGAAAUGUUGACGUGUCAUUUAUGUAGACUUGUAGUGAGAGGGUUAUUGACUGAAAUGUUGACAUGUCAUUUACGUAGAGACUUGUAGUGAGAGGGUUAUUGACUGAAAUGUUGACGUGUCAUUUAUGUAGAGACUUGUAGUGAGGGGGUUAUUGACUGAAAUGUUGACAUGUCAUUUACGUAGAGACUUGUAGUGAGGGGGUUAUUGAGUUAUUUACGUAGAGACUUGUAGUGAGGGGGUUAUUGACUGAAAUGUUGACAU
Pecten maximus is the source of this 7505-nucleotide messenger RNA. RefSeq names its product lysophospholipid acyltransferase 5-like. Gene Ontology annotation, biological process: phosphatidylcholine biosynthetic process; lipid modification. NCBI's taxonomy places the organism in Eukaryota, Metazoa, Mollusca, Bivalvia, Pectinida, Pectinidae. The transcript is spliced from 13 exons. Gene Ontology annotation, molecular function: lysophospholipid acyltransferase activity; 1-acylglycerophosphocholine O-acyltransferase activity. The record is from RefSeq and is a predicted model, not a curated record. The coding region runs from base 2 to 1450 and encodes 482 amino acids. Gene Ontology annotation, cellular component: membrane.